Gymnogyps californianus (California condor) is the source of this 4829-nucleotide messenger RNA. It is a transcript of the gene ST3GAL1, whose product is annotated as ST3 beta-galactoside alpha-2,3-sialyltransferase 1. The coding region runs from base 627 to 1475 and encodes 282 amino acids. The transcript is spliced from 6 exons. Gene Ontology annotation, molecular function: beta-galactoside (CMP) alpha-2,3-sialyltransferase activity. The record is from RefSeq and is a predicted model, not a curated record. NCBI's taxonomy places the organism in Eukaryota, Metazoa, Chordata, Aves, Accipitriformes, Cathartidae.
CAGCAGCAGCAGCAGCAGCAGCAGCAGCAGCGAGCGACCGCCCGCCCGCCCUUCCCUGGCCAUGGGGCUUGGCGGCCCGCCGGCCCCCCGCGCCCCGCCGCUGCAAACGGCUCUCCAUGGCUUAAAUGGACAUCAAAGCACGUCUCUCCGCUGGAGUGUACAUCCCUGCAUGAUCUGAUCCUUUGUGAACUAAUUUCCAAGAAAAAAAAAUAACCACCCUCUUCUUUCUACAGUUUGCUUGCUUUAAUUUAUGGCUUGCUCCUACACAGAAAAUCUAAAUUUUAAUGCUGAUAUUCCUCUCCUCUAAAUCUUCUGGUACAUGGAAGGACAAGGGUCUGUCUUCUUUGAACCCUCAUCGAGAGGGGGUAGCAGCAGGUCACAGAGAGGUGGAAGAGACUUGGAAUCACUGUGAGAAGGUGAAAGGAAAUACCCAGCUUUGCCUUUUUUAAGCCCAUUUGGAGGAAACAAAGCUUCUUCCCUUACGGAUGGAGGUAGUGGAGUCGGUCUGUUCAGCCUAAGCCCGAGGUGGUAACUGGCAGGCGCCUGCAGCACCCUUUCCUUUUUGCCUUACGUUGGACCCUACAUCAUACUUGGUCAGCAGCGACGGCAGAACCCAAGCGGGAAAGAUGGUCGUAAGGAGGAGGAACGUGAAAGUGUUUACCUUUGCCUUUUUGCUCAUCACAGUGACUUCAUUUCUGCUGAACUACACGCACCCGGUGACCACGACCACCUGGGAUCUGAGACAUCUCAUCAUGCAGUUUUCAGAGCAAGUCCAACAACUCUUCAAGUACCCCAGGAGACCGUGCAGCUGUCGCACAUGCAUUUCUGAGCUGGGACAUUCCCUCUGGUUCGAUCAGAGAUUUAACUCAACUAUGCAACCUUUCCUGACCUCACAAAAUGCCUUGAUCCCAGAAGACAGCUACAGGUGGUGGCUGAAAUUGCAAGGAGAGAAAUCUCCGAAGAAUAUUAAUGCUACUCUCAAGGAAUUGUUUGGGAUCAUUCCCGGGGAUGGGGAUUCGCUGCAGGAGCGAGGCACUUCUUACACAUGCAGACGAUGCGCCGUUGUGGGCAACUCUGGGAACCUUCGGCAGUCUCAGUAUGGCCAAGAUAUUGACUCCCAUGACUUUGUGCUCAGCACAUAUGUUCCAGUGCCACGGAAAAUCAAAGUCAAAAAAGAGAAGAUCCUGGUUUAUAAUCCAGCUUUUAUGAAAUAUGUCUAUGAAAACUGGCUCCAGAAUCAUGGGAGAUACCCCUCCACAGGCUUUCUGUCUUUGGUGUUUGCACUCCACAUAUGUGAUGAGGUGAAUGUGUACGGUUUUGGAGCAGAUAGCAAAGGACACUGGCAUCAUUACUGGGAAAACAACGCUUCAGCUGGGGCUUUCCGGAAGACAGGUGUCCACGACGGGGAUUUUGAGUUCAAUGUAACUUUGGCUCUUGCCUCCAUUGAAAAAAUACAUUUUUUCAAGGGCAGAUGACCCUGGCCACGGGGAGAAGUGGGGGCUGCGAUUUCCAACAUGCAGCAGAACAAAGCUCAGUGAAGAUGAUCAGGGCACCAGCCAGUUUAAUGCGUGAAUCUGCGGUGGAUUUGGAGCGUCUCACUGCUACAAUGCUCACCGCAGGGAGCUCGGCCGAAGACCAGCUUCCACGCUGCACGUGAUUUCCUAUCUGCAGAUAGCUGGGAACUACCAAUCAGUUGUGGGAAUAAAUGAAUCUCUGCUUAGGCUCUACAGCUUGAUUCUUGAAUUACUGAUGAAAGAUCUGCUUAUUGCAAUUAGGGGAAACCUAGGUACAGGAGCUGCUGUUUGUGAGUCCGUUCUUUCCUCGAGUAAGGCACAAGAUCCUUGAAGAAGAGUGAAAACGACUUCUGGGACUUGAGACCUGCUAGGGCAGCUGUGAACAUCAUAGUAAGGAUUACCUCAAAGAAAUUAAUUCACUUCUGCUGUUGAUCUUCUUUUUGAACUGUCCCUUCUGUUUCCUCUAUUACUUCUGGUUUCAUACUGAAGCAAAAACGUGAUGAAGUUGCCUGGAAUAGUAAAUAUUUCAGCCAUUGCCUCAUUCUGCAUUGAUAGUGUCUAGAAAAUAUGGAUCAAAUCAUCUCUGAUCAUGUAUUAUUUAAUAUUGCUUCCUACACAGCCAUAAUGAGAGAGAAAACAAUACUGAAAACUCCAGCAAAAAAAUGGCCUUUUUAGCCACUUGUUUGUUUGUCUUGUUUCAUUAUAUAUGAUUUUUAUUUCUUUUUUUUUUUGGAGGAAAGUACUCUGGAAUGCUCAUUUUUAUUUAAUCAGUUUAAGGUUGGAAAGUGGACUUUUUUCUUUCAGUCAUUUAUAUGUGCCUUUUAUAAUUGUGCAACCGAUGUGAUUUUUUUUAAGAUGACAAACCCUAAAUUAAACUUUUUUAUAAAAGGGGGAAAAUUAACCAAAGUUUAGCCUCCAUGUGGUAUACUUUUGUAGUCAAAAACAAUAAUAACAGCUCCUAUAUUGUAUUUGAGCAAACACAAACAAGACUAAUUUUUAAAGGUAGCUUUUACCUUUUUUUAUGGGAAAAUAUCCAAAAGCUCCAAGGAAACUUUUCUUCUUAUUUUUUUAAAAAUUUAGAAAGUGGUAUCUCUUUACAAAGUAUCUAUUUGAAAUGGAAGAAAUAUCAUGGGUUGGGAUAUCAGCUAGUAAUACAAUAGGAAUCUUUUGCCCUGUGGCAGCGUCUACAAGGACACAAUCGACGCAAGCUGAUCCUACAGUGUAAGCCAGACUUCAAAAUUAUGUGCAUCUCUGGAGGAAUGAGUGUAUUAAUGUCAGUACCUCUAGGCAGUGAGAGGAGGGAAGUGAGAAGUGGAGAUUUUAUAUCCACAGAUUUUUGCUGGAAUCAAUGCAUAUCAAGGACAGAUGAAGUAUGAACCUAAGAACAAAGUUCAGGUAGUGAAGAAUGGAGAACAGUGGUUUUUUCUUCCCAAUAUCAUGAAAACGGGAUUCAUGGAUUAUUGACCCAUUUUCAGCUCUGGUGAAGCCAAUGGAGUUCUUGCCACAGACUUCAAGGGACUUUAGAUCAGGCUUGGAAAAAAUGGCGGAUUCCAUUUUUAAUGUAUUACGAUGGUUGGGGUUUGUGGCAAUUUAGAAAUCAUCAUCUAAAUGACUCGUCUUUCAUGCACCAGUUGCGGCAGCAUGUCCAAGCAGAUAAGUAUUUGAGCUCAGUGAAAGCCUAGCCCUUUGACCAGUGAUGUGCUUCAGUCCAAGAUUUAUCCCUUGUCUUUCCCUGCCAGUUGUUAACAGUGAGCUCCCCUCCAAGGCAACAAUUAACGGCACAAUGGCACGGUCAGCUGGAAUAUCCCUGUUUUGGGCCACAGUACCACUCGCCAACAUGAACUGCUUUACCUGCGUGAGUAUUACUGGACUCACAGCGUAUAAAGAGACGAGGAUGCCAAACGUCUGUGCGGGGAACUGAGCUCCCUUCACUGUACGCACAUGACCCUUCAGUUUAGCUACAUGGAAAGGGCACAAUUUUUAAAUCCUCAUGCUGAAACCUGUUCAUGAUCUUCAUGUCAAGAAGCCCUUUCCCAGCAUUGUGGCCAGCAGAACUCACCUGCAUGUCACAGGCACAGCAAAUUCAAUGGGCUUACUGUCUUCUACAUGUCCUUUGUAAAAGAAUGAAACAUUUCUACCUGAACCAUGUUUGUUUGUUUGUUUUAAGCAUUCCCACUGUUUAAAUUCUUGUUAAUCAAUAUGCUUCUGGUGAGAUGUCACAGUAAUACAAGCAAAGCAACUUUAAGAGGAAAAAGACUCCAUGGAAGACCCCAGUGGUAUCUUCACCCUGUGGCUGGAUUUUGGAGAUACUUUUUUCAUCAUGAGCUUCAAAUACUUUAUUUUUUUUUCUCAUGGACAGAUGUCAGUAAUUCAGAAACAUUACAUUUCUCUUUCACUCAUUUUUAGAAAGACUUGGAAGAAAACUCAUGGUGGUUUGGUACGCAAAUCUCAUUGAUUUUUUUUUAUCACAGGUGGCAGCUUGGGAUCAAAGAAAGUGGUAAAAAAAAUCAAGUAUCUUCUAGCCUGUGUUGUUCUCAAAGUUUCCUUUUGCUGUCCAAGUUAAAUUUCCGAUUUUCCCCUGAAUAUUCUGCCUCUGAUAGCACAUAUGAAACAUCGUGGCUCAUUGUGGACAGAUUUAGUGUCUUCAUCAUGGAACAAGCUGCAAUCCCGAUUUAAUUUUCUUGCCGACAGCAAGCAGUAACUGUGUACCACUGAUGUCCAUUUUUCAGAGCGUGAGUAGAGCAGCGAGUGGACCUCUCCAGCUGUAGGAUGAGGGAUAGUUUGUGCCAUCACACUUCUUUUCCAGAGGAACUUUUUCUAGAGUCCUUUAGGCAACUGACUGUUGUGUUAGAUCUCUGUCUCAGUUUCUCCACAAUUCUGCUGCUCUUUCAAAUGCCUUCAGAAUAAAGAGAUACCAACAGAUGAUGCUGAGGGAAGAAUUAAUUCCCACUGCCAAUGUUGAAGACUGUUUGUGUUCCUGCUAGAUACUUUCUGGGUUUAUUUUGUUUAAAAGAACAACAAAGGAAAACAUUUAGCAACAUGUCAAGGCUUCAAACUCUUGGACUGUAUUUGCCACCACUGCAAAGUCUCCGAAGCACUCCCUGAGUGUGUGUUAUAUUUUUUACCAAAGCCAAAUCUCUUGAGCACUUUUUUUCUCCCAUGACCAGAUUUUCUUCCUAUUUUUCUUUGACUACAUGAUUGAUUAUGAUAAUAUUUUUUUUCUGUGAUGGUGGGGAGUCUCACUCAAUCAUUCUUUGACAUUUUAUUUAUUUAAUUUUUCAGUAUGAUAUGAAUCAAAAUAAAUUUUUUACUGUA